AUGAAUUUUGUAGUACUAAUGACGGUGGCAAUCUGUCUUAUUGGCAGUAGCCUGGAUGGUGCCCCCACACCUUGUGAACUGCCGGGCGUGGAAGACACUGUGUGUGAACAAACCGAAUAUGAAGCAUAUCGGGAUUGUAUCGAAGAGGCAAAAGCGCAUCGACAGAAAAGACAAGCACAGCCUUGUCUACCGCAUAUUAUCGAACCUGUAAUACAAACGGCACAGCCGUUCGAAAUACUAGUGCCUGUGAAACCAGUUGGAUCAAUGCCAGCUGGACCGACGGUAGUUAAACCAACCCGGAAACCCAUGCUCAAGGAGCUGGAUCGCACAGUCAUCGUUGCUCCUGAUACGAGUCAGAUCGACGAUGAAACGGAAGACUACGAAAACAGUGUACACUAUCGUGUGCCCGUCAAUGUCACGACAGUCAUUCGCCUCACCAACAUAGUGAACAACACCAAUCACAUACAUAUGCCAACCACGCUUAACAACACUAACGUGAAUAAUAUACAUGUGUAUACGAAUCUUACCGAUGGCAUACCGGACGAUGUCGCCGAACCGAACCGAACUGGCUCCAAAAACGAACCCUGCUGUACGGCUGUGCGACCCAAAUCCUGUCAUUCGUCAUCGCAUGGAAUUCGCUGCAAGCAUCAGAAAUCCCAAACCUGUGGCCCUCAGUGCACCUCUAAGAUUAUUCACAUACAGAAGCGGAAGCGGUGCAACAAAACUACGGGCGACUGUGAGGAGAAGAUCGCGUAUGUACCCCAGCCGGAAAAGCCUACCUGUGUGUACAUUGACGAUUGGCCGUACGUGGUAUGCGGAAAGCUGGCCAACAUGAGUGUUGUAUGUGCUGGGUGCUACGACCACUAUGGUGUGGGCUAUGAAGCGUUUAACGGGCAUUCGAGAAUUCAUGAUCACUGCCGCGGGUGUUAUGAUGACGCAUUCGACGUAGGUCCAAGGUACAGACGCGGGCCAGUCCUGCGUCCAUUCUACUACCAUCAGGCACCUUGUUUCGUUACCGGUGACUGUGCCAACAGCUACGAAAAUUGCGCACCCGGCUGCUACGGACAUGAUCAGAUCGAUCCUGCCUGGGGAAAUGUGGGUAUGCCGUCGUUUGAUCCUGCGCUCGAUCCGUCGAACAUGAUCUACAGCGAUCCGGACGAUUUCCGCGUGUCGAACGAGGUAUCAGAUGAUUGGGGUGUACCGACGGCCAAGUGUGCCGUAGUUAGGGACGGUACGACCGUUACGAUAAAAAAUUGUACGCUAGGUAUCGAUAAUCCGUACAUGGCCGCUCCAGCUUCCCACCCUCGCUACAAGGAAAAAUGGGAGGAGAAAAAGCCUACUACCAGUACCACCACCACGGUAACGUUAAUAACCGAUGAUGAAACGGAUGGCAGCUUCAACUCAGGAGAUGGUGUGACAAAUAAUGAUUUAUUUUUCGGAGAGGAAUAUGAUGAUGAGGAAAACUUUUGA
Anopheles marshallii is the source of this 1470-nucleotide messenger RNA. RefSeq lists its product as uncharacterized. The transcript has a single exon. The record is from RefSeq and is a predicted model, not a curated record. NCBI's taxonomy places the organism in Eukaryota, Metazoa, Arthropoda, Insecta, Diptera, Culicidae. The coding region runs from base 1 to 1470 and encodes 489 amino acids.